Acanthaster planci (crown-of-thorns starfish) is the source of this 2439-nucleotide messenger RNA. RefSeq names its product NADH:ubiquinone oxidoreductase core subunit S2 (gene ndufs2). The record is from RefSeq and is a predicted model, not a curated record. Gene Ontology annotation, biological process: mitochondrial electron transport, NADH to ubiquinone. Gene Ontology annotation, cellular component: respiratory chain complex I. NCBI's taxonomy places the organism in Eukaryota, Metazoa, Echinodermata, Asteroidea, Valvatida, Acanthasteridae. Gene Ontology annotation, molecular function: oxidoreductase activity, acting on NAD(P)H; NAD binding; quinone binding.
AUGAUACCAGUGCGGUGCUAUAUCUGUGUUUAUGCAACAUGGCGGCGCUCUUGGGUCGAGCGCUUUGCAGAAUUCCUGCCAAUUCUGUUAGAGGUGUUCUCACUCAAAACAUCUUAAGCAGGUCUCCCGUUAUUGCCUGUUCAAGGGGUGCAAAGCAAUGGCAACCAGAAGUCAAGGAUGUGGAGCAGUAUGCCAAGGCUGUUAUGUAUCCAGAUGAAGUCACAUCAAAAUGGCCAGCACCUCCCUGGGAUGAUCGAGAUAAGACACCAGAGAAGGAUGUAUCUAACCUAGUCAUCAAUUUUGGUCCUCAGCAUCCAGCUGCUCAUGGUGUACUACGUCUUGUUCUAGAGCUCAGUGGUGAAACUGUCAUGCGAGCAGACCCCCAUAUUGGCCUGCUACAUCGUGGCACCGAAAAACUGAUAGAGUACAAGACUUACCUUCAAGCACUACCAUACUUUGAUCGAUUGGACUACGUCUCCAUGAUGUGUAACGAGCAAGCCUACUCAUUAGCAGUGGAGAAACUACUCAAUAUAAACAUCCCUGACAGAGCAAAGUGGAUCCGAGUUUUGUUUGCAGAGAUCACCCGUAUAGCCAACCACGUCAUGGCGGUCACUACUCAUGCUCUGGAUGUUGGAGCCAUGACACCAUUCUUCUGGAUGUUUGAAGAAAGAGAAAAGACAUUUGAGUUCUAUGAGCGAGUAUCUGGAGCCAGAAUGCACGCAGCAUACAUCAGACCCGGAGGUGUACAGCAGGAUAUGCCAUUGGGAUUGAUGGAUGACAUCUAUGAGUGGGCCAAGAAAUUCUCCCUCAGGAUAGAUGAGCUGGAAGAGAUGCUCACCAAUAAUCGCAUAUGGAAGGAUCGGUUGAUCGAUAUUGGUGUAGUCACAGCUGAGGAUGCUCUCAAUUAUGGAUUCAGUGGGGUGAUGCUGCGUGGAUCAGGCAUCAAAUGGGACUUGCGCAAGACUCAACCAUAUGAGACCUAUGAUCAGAUAGACUUUGAUAUUCCUAUUGGAACCCAUGGAGAUUGCUAUGACAGAUAUUUGUGUCGUGUUGAGGAGAUGAGACAAAGUCUACGAAUCGUUGAUCAAUGUCUUAACAAGAUGCCAGAAGGAGAGGUGAAGGUUGAUGAUAACAAAGUAUCACCACCAAAACGAGCUGAGAUGAAGGAAUCCAUGGAGGCUUUGAUCCAUCACUUCAAGCUGUAUACAGAAGGUUAUCAAGUACCACCGGGAGCUACCUACACGGUUAUUGAAGCACCCAAGGGUGAGUUUGGCGUGUACUUGGUCUCUGAUGGAACCAGUCGACCAUAUCGUUGCAAGAUCAAAGCUCCAGGGUUUGCUCAUCUUGCUGGAUUGGACAUGGUGUCCAAGGGACAUAUGCUGGCUGAUGCUGUAGCUAUUAUUGGAACUUUGGAUGUUGUGUUUGGAGAGAUUGAUCGUUAGAUGUAGCAUUGAGGUGUCAUCGUUUUAUAACAGCAUCAAUAUUACAUGAAUGAAUAUGUUACCCUGAAGAAACUACCUAGGACUUGACUUCAGCAUUGUUGAGUCCAGCCAGAAUUAACAAAACCACUCUGUGUCUGUACAAAAAUAAUCCCAUCAGUUUAUUUUGGUGAACACUGUAUAUUUUUUCCAUUUGGCUUCAAAAGCCAAAUGAAAACACAUCUGAUCCCCUAAGUAUUUUGUUUAAAUUUAAAUCUUUUAUCCAGAGUCUAUCUUACUUUGCACAAUUUCGCCCUCAGUGGAAUCAACAUAAACCUUGUUCUUCAUUUGACGCACUUGUAAGCACCAUUUUUGCCAUUAGUCUAUUGUCAGGCAAAAUCCAUGGGAAGGAAAAUGUUCCAAUUUGUACACAUUCAGUUGAAAAUUUCAUGUGUUUUCUUAAUGAGUUAACUAGAGUGCUUUCUACAGUUCUUAUUAGAAGUACUAAAGUUACCCAGGCUUCUAACAGAAAUACCUAACAUCAAUUCUUUCUCAAUAAACUGCAAAUGGGGUUACAUUUUAAGAAGGCCUGAUUUAACACAUUGCAUUUGCAAAGACUGUGCUGAAGAAAAAGAGGGAUGCUACAAAUGUAAAUAUUUAUCCCUACUGGAUGUUCUUUUGACCACGCUGAGCUUAUUUCCACUCUCCUCAAUCUGGUAAUUCAGUGUGUCUGGAUCUGUGGAAAUGAGUCAGAUGUUGAGUAGAUGCUCUUGGGUUCUACAAGACCGCAUAAUAAACUAAACUUUCAUCAGGUGCAUUUUUGAUGUCAUCAGGAGCCAAGUUCUUUGAAUAUGAAUGUUAAGUUUGCCUUGUUUAAAAUGUAAGUUAUAUUGUAGAAAACGAAAUGAAGUGUGCAAGAACGAGGCAAAGUCUAAACCUACUGCAUUUUUAUGGAAAGGUACAUGAAUUGAUUUCAAAUAAAAAAAUUUAGCUUGUCUUGGCAUCAACUAUAAGCAUCUCA